Messenger RNA from Lottia gigantea (owl limpet), 12441 nucleotides. RefSeq lists its product as hypothetical. Gene Ontology annotation, cellular component: membrane. The transcript is spliced from 76 exons. Bases 1 to 12441 code for a protein of 4146 amino acids. Gene Ontology annotation, biological process: nervous system development. The record is from RefSeq and is a predicted model, not a curated record. NCBI's taxonomy places the organism in Eukaryota, Metazoa, Mollusca, Gastropoda, Lottiidae.
AUGAUUCGGAAUAAAGGGGGGACAUUCCUCGCCUUUUGUGCCUUCUUGGCACUUAUAUCAGGAUCUCUCUCGGAAAUUGACUGCAAUUUUGAAAAUGGAUUUUGUGGCUAUACUCAAGGUUCAACAGACAACUCUGAUUGGCAAAUACAAUCUGGACCUACAUCAACAUCCAAUACUGGACCUUCUUUUGACCAUACAACUGGAAAGGGAAAGUAUGCUUACUUUGAAAGCUCUCUAGGCUCAAAGGGAUUUUCGGCACAGUUGAUCAGUCCUGCAAUAAGUGUGGCUGCCAAAACAACAAAAUGUUUGGUAUUUUGGUACCAUAUGUAUGGUCAGCAUGUCUACCAGUUCAACCUCAACACCCAACCAGCAGGUGGUGGCAAGGCUGCACCAAUCUGGACUAGGACAGGUGACCAGGGUAACAACUGGACGGAAGCAAGGAUUGAGCUCAAACCUAAAAGCAACUUCAAGUUGAUAUUUGAAGCUGUUCGUGGUAGUGGUUAUAAAGGGGAUAUUGGUCUAGAUGAUAUCUCAGUCCGCAAUGGUGCUUGUCCACCCGAAGGAACUGUAAUACCGUCUGUAGCACCAGGUCAAACCAAGAAACCACCAGUAGCUCUGGCUUGUGACUUUGAGACAGAUGAUAUAUGUAGCUAUUCCCAGUCAACAAAAGAUGACUUCGAUUGGAGAAGAUCAAAGGGAACUACUGGAUCUGUUCAGACUGGUCCAACGAAUGAUCACACUUAUGGAACACCAGCUGGUCAUUACAUGUUCAUAGAAGCAUCUGAUGCUAAGCCAACACAGAAAGCUCAACUGAUAACUCCGACAUUUCCUGGGAAAAUUACUCGCUGUUUACGAUUCUGGUACAAUAUGUAUGGACGAGAUGUCGAUACGCUCAAUGUCUACGCUAAAUAUGGCAAGGCACUGGGAAAUGCCCUCUGGACACUAACAGGAGAUCAAGGCCAAGGUUGGCAGAUUGCUGAAGUAACUAUCAAGAGAGGGCGUAACUUUAAUCUUGUAUUUGAAGCUGUAAGAGGAAAUGAUUUUAAAGGUGAUAUAGCUAUCGAUGAUGUAAAGUUGUCUAGAGGAGCUUGUCCGGCACCAGGAUCAUGUAAUUUUGAGAGAAAUCUGUGCGCAUGGAGUAAUACUAUAGUCAAUGAUGAUUUUGAUUGGGUACGAAAGAAAGGAGCCACAACUUCUAAAAACACUGGACCUGGAAAUGAUCACACUAGAGGCGGUGCUGGGUAUUAUCUAUACAUUGAAGCCAGUAAACCAAGGAGAAAAGGUGAUCGGGCAAGAUUUGUCAGUCAAACCUUCCGACCCUCAACUCGGCAGCAAUGUUUUGCAUUCUGGUAUCAUAUGUAUGGAGCACAACUCGGUACUCUGAACGUCUAUGUGGCGUCUGGCUCUCAAGAGACAUUGAUUUGGCAACUAUUUGGUGAUCGUGGUAAUAAAUGGCAGUAUGGACGAUUCUCAAUACCGAAUCCUAAACAGAACUUCAAGGUCAUAUUUGAAGGUGUUGUCGGAAAUAGUGUAACAGGAGAUAUAGCUCUUGAUGAUUUACGAUUAUUGACCUCUUCAUGUACUGUGUAUCCAAAGAAUGCAGCAUACAACCCAAUAACUACCACGACACCAAAACCAACGACACCCACGCGUAAAGCUACACUGCCACCAGGCGUCACCACUGUCAAACCCAAGGGACCCAACACAGUCACAUGUAAUUUUGAAAUUGAUCUGUGUGCCUGGAAACAAUCUACUGAUGAUGAUUUUGAUUGGACGAGGCACAAAGGUUCAACCCAAACUUCUAGCACUGGACCUUCGAAAGACCACACAUCUGGACAUGGAUUCUACUUGUACACGGAAGUUUCGAUAGUUAAAGCCAAUGAAUCUUCUCGUAUUCAAAGCAAGCAGAUAACACCCAGAGCUUCUACUCAAUGUCUUUCAUUUUGGUAUCACAUGUAUGGUCCCCAUAUUGGAAAACUCAACGUGUAUGUUAAAUCAUCAGCUGAUCUUGGCGACCCUGUCUGGACUAAACAAGAUUCACAAGGUAACUUGUGGAAGAAAGGACAAAUCACUAUUUCUCAAGGAAGCAAACCAUACUCUGUUGUUAUUGAAGGUACAGGUGGAAAUGGUUAUAAAGGCGAUAUUGGAAUAGAUGAUAUAGCUUUAUCUGAUGGUGCUUGUACAGGUGUAACAUUGGUUCCUCCGACCGGAUCUACCAUUAAACCAACAGUUGGUAGUGUGGUUCGGGGAAUGAGCUGUGAUUUCGAAGGAAGCAAGAUAUGUGGAUACACCCAAGAUAAGACAGAACAGUUUGAUUGGAAGCGGAACUCUAGGAGUACCGGAACGACUGGAACUGGACCGCAGAAUGACCAUACUUAUGGAACCAACAAAGGUCAUUAUAUGUAUACUGAAGCGUCACUUCGCAAACUUGGAGAUAAGGCAAGGAUAAUGUCACCGACGUAUAAGAACAACCAAGAUCUUUGUUUAAAUUUUUAUUAUCACAUGUAUGGAAGCGGAAUGGGAACGUUGAAUGUCUAUACACAGACUGGCAAGACUCUAGGACGUCCAGUAUUUACCAGAACUGGUGAUCAGGGUAAUCAAUGGGCAGUUGGUCAGGCCACCAUACCUAAAUCAUCUGCUGUUAAAGGUUUCAAGAUUGUAUUUGAAGGUGUCCGAGGCAAUAACUACAAAGCUGACAUUGCUGUCGAUGACGUAAGAGUAAUACUAGGAGCUUGUAAUUCACCAGGAAUGUGCGACUUUGAGAAAGGAUUAUGUACAUGGAAGAACGUACCAAAGGGAGAUGAUUUUGAUUGGAUAACAGGAUCAGGAAACACCAAAUCUAGAGGAACUGGACCUUCAUCUGAUCAUACCCGAGGUGAUAGUAAAGGUCAUUAUAUGUAUAUUGAAACAUCAAAUCCACGUCAUCCUGGUGAUAAAGCUUGGAUGUUGAGUCAGAUCUUCCCUCCCAAUCCUACUACUGGUCGGUGUUUACAAUUCUGGUAUGUAAUGAAUGGGCAAACUGUGGACACCCUCAAUAUAUUACUCAGAGUUUCAGGUCUGCCAGAUUAUACUUUAUGGACACUCUCGGGCUCUCAAGGAACAACGUGGAUGAGUGCUCAAGCUCCUAUACCAACAAAUAAACAUAGUUAUCAGCUGGUAUUUGAGGGUAUUCGAGGCAAAAGUUAUACUGGAGAUAUAGCUAUUGAUGACGUGAUAAUAAGCGAAUAUACAUGCGGCAUUCAACCAUCCAAGGCUAUGCCACCAACUCAAACGACAAUGGUGCUCACCACUCCAGGACCUACAGCUGCUCCUGGUGCCUUCAAUUGUACCUUUGAUCAAGAUUUAUGUGGGUGGAGCCAAGACAAGAAGGAUCAAUUUGAUUGGAAGAGAAAUCGAGGACAGACCGGAAGUACUGGUACUGGACCAAAGUCUGAUCACACUUCUGGAGGUGGAUAUUAUGUGUAUAUCGAAACAUCAACACCAACAGGCAAUGGAAACAAAGCAAGAUUAGUCAGUCCACCAGUAGUACCAGGUUCCCAUUGUCUUACAUUCUGGUACAAUAUGUACGGUAGACAUGUCUACUAUCUGAAAGUCUACCUUCAAACUGGUGUAGCAUUGCCUGCUCCAAUCUGGGCCAAGAAAGGAACUCAAGGUCUUCAGUGGAAGAAGGCUCAAAUCAACAUUAAGGAUAUCAAGAACACUUUUAAUGUUGUAUUUGAAGGAAUAAAAGGAACUGGUUAUUUAGGUGACAUAUCUGUUGAUGAUGUAUCGAUGGCUGACGGAGAAUGUCCUGAAAGUACGAACAAUAAACCACUUCAAAGUUGUGACUUCGAACGAAAUGACAUCUGUGGCUUUACUCAAGUUCGUGGUGAUAAAUUUGAUUGGACAAGAGGAUCUAGAAAUACUGGUACUCGUGCUACAGGUCCUUCUAAUGAUCAUACUUAUGGCACCAAAGCAGGACACUACAUGUACACGGAAUCCUCUUUCCCACGAAAAGUUGGAGAUGUGGCAAAGUUGUCAUCCUUCCAGAUCAAACCAUCUGCUACAACUAGUACAUGUGUGACGUUCUGGUAUCAUAUGUUUGGGCGAAGUAUUGGUACACUCAAUGUAUAUAUUGUUAAAGGUCGAAACACUGGAAAGCCUGUCUGGACCAAACAAGGUGAUCAAGGCAAUCAAUGGAAUCUAGCAUCCAUAUCAAUUCCUAAAUCAACCCAGCCCUACCAGAUCAUGUUUGAAGGUAUCACUGGUAAAGGUUUUUAUGGAGAUAUUGCUGUUGAUGAUUUUAGUGUCACAACGUCUUGCCCAAUAGAAGGGAACUGCGAUUUUGAGAAAGGUUUAUGUACGUGGAGAAAUGACCAGAAAUACGACCAGUUUGAUUGGAGAAUAACACAUGGUACUGGAAAGGGACAAUCGUAUUAUGAUCAUACUACUAAUACUGCAAAUGGCCAAUAUAUGUUUAUUGCUGGAUCAACCGUCAACAAAAAGAAAACAGCAAGAUUACUCAGUGAAGAUCUAGCCCCAUCAAAAACAACCUGUUUACAUUUCUGGUAUUUUAUUGGUCAGAAUGGUGGUAUGUUAAGAGUCUGGGUUGGUUUGAAAGCCUCAAACAAUCCUUUACCAGUAUGGGAAGUCAAUGGAGCAGUUUCUAAUCAGUGGCAUCAAGGACAGAUUAAGAUUCCGCCACAAACAGCCUCUUAUCAAGUAAUAUUUGAAGGAGCACUAGGAUCUAAUAUUGGUAUUGAUGAUAUUGUCUUUGAUACCAGUUCAAGCUGUAAAAAUUUGCCAAGUAACUCCCAUCCAUCUGUGACACAGAAACCCACAACUCAAUCCACAACACAGAAAGUAACAACCCCAAGACCAGUCACUCAAACAACCUUUAAACCCACAGUGUCCGUCAACUGCAAUUUCGACCACGAUCUAUGUGGAUGGAGUCAAGAUAAAACGGAUCAAUUUGAUUGGGUGCGGCAUUCUGGAAAAACAGGAACAUUUGGUACAGGACCCAGUGGUGAUCACACUAACGGAAAGGGCUAUUACGUGUAUAUUGAAACAUCAGCUCAAGCUAAAGGUAGUGCAGCCAGAUUGAUCAGUCCUCAUUACAAAGUUACCAAAGGACAAGCUAGUUGCUUCAGCUUCUGGUACAACAUGUAUGGUGACCAUGUCAGUGCAUUGAGUGUCUACCGCAGACAGAAUGGUAAAAAUGGUGGCGCUAUCUGGGUAAAGAAAGGAACCCAGGGUCCAACGUGGAAGAAAGCUUUUAUUGAUUUAGAUGGCUCUGCGACAGAUUUCCAGUUGGUAAUUGAGGCAUUGAAAGGGCCAAGUAUACGUGGUGAUAUAGCUGUUGAUGAUACUAGUAUUAAUCCAGGCGCCUGCUCCUCUGGUAAAAAUGGAGAUCUCUCAUGUUCGUUUGAAACCUCUGAUAAUUGUGGAUAUACUCAAGUGACUGGUACUGAUCAAUUUGAUUGGACAAGAAAUUCUGGAAGCACCAAUAGUAGAAAUACUGGACCUUCUUCCGAUCAUACUUUUGGAACAGGAAAAGGACACUAUAUGUAUAUUGAAUCAUCACCACCAAGAAAACGAGGCGACAAAGCUCAAUUUAUAUCUCCAGCUACACACACUGGAGGAACAUACUGCUUACGAUUCUGGUAUCAUAUGAGCGGUACGCAAAUUGGAAGCUUGAAUGUCUACAGAAAAUCAGGUAAUACCAUGGGAAGACCAAUAUGGAGCAGGAAGUCAAACCAAGGUAACAGCUGGAAUGUUGCUGAGAUCGACGUCAAAUCUCCAAAAUCUUAUCAGUUGGUAUUUGAAGGAGUAGUUGGAGACGGAUAUCGCAGUGAUAUUGCCAUUGAUGAUUUAAAUGUUACAACCGGAAGUUGUCAAAACCCAGGUGAAUGCAGUUUUGACAAGGGUCUAUGUUCCUGGACAAACAUCGUUGAUGGAACAGAUGAUUUUGAUUGGACCAGAAGUAGAGCUGGAACUUUAACUGGGGGUACUGGACCUAGUGCAGAUCAUACUUUUGGCAACAUGAAAGGGCAAUAUCUCUUCAUCGAAUCCAGCAGACCACGGAAAGUGAACGAAAAGGCUAGACUGCUGAGUGAAACAUUUGCUCCAACUGGUUCAUCUUCAAUGUGUAUGAGAUUUUGGUAUCACAUGUACGGUCGAACUGUUGGAACAUUACGAAUCUCCUAUGUUGUCAACAAUAUCUAUCCUGGAUUCACUUUAUGGCAGCUAUCUGGUAAUAAAAAUAGUAAAUGGCUGUCUGGACAACUGAGUAUCAAAUCUAGGACUGAAUAUAGGAUCCUAAUCGAGGGAGUUGUAGGAAAUGGUAUAUUUGGCGACAUAGCUUUAGAUGACAUUACGUUUAAAUUUGGUCCAUGUGGCAUCAGUCCAAGAUCUGCUAUGCCACCCGAUGCCACCACUACAGCGGAAACUACUACUGCUUCUACUCCGGUACCAAACUUUACUUCAUUACCUGGAACCGUAUCCUGUAAUUUUGAGAAUAACUGGUGUGGAUGGACCCAAGCUAAAGAUGAUAAUUUUGAUUGGGGAAGACAAAAAGGACCUACUUCAUCUCGAGGAACAGGAGCUUCUAAAGAUCAUACAUUUGGAGGUGGAUACUACGUGUAUAUUGAAACAUCAAACCCUAGAAAACCCAAUGAUAAAUCCAGAAUUAUGAGUCCUACAAUUACACCCAAAGGUGUCCAAUGUGUGACGUUCUGGUAUCAUAUGUAUGGUCGCAGUGUCAACAGGCUAAACAUGUAUGCACAAGCUGGUUCGAACCUCGGUACACCAGUCUGGACUAAGAAGGGAACCCAAGGAAAUAAAUGGAUACAGGCCAAGGUUGAUAUGACAUAUACCAAACAGUAUAAGAUUGUAUUUGAAGGGGUACGAGGCAAUAGUUAUAAUGGUGAUAUAUGUCUGGAUGAUAUUUCUAUAAUUGAUGGAUAUUGUGACGGAUCAACUGGAGUAACAGUACUACCAACUGGUAGCACUCCAAGAUAUGUGUGUGAUUUUGAAAAUCCUAAGAUCUGCAACUACCAACAAGACAUUCAAGAUAAUUUUGAUUGGAAACGACAGUCCAGAAAUACAGGAACUACAGGAACUGGUCCUAGCUCUGAUCAUACUUAUGGCACUAGAAAAGGUAACUACAUGUAUAUUGAGACCUCAAGUCCCAGACGAAACGGUGAUGUUGCUAGACUGUACACUUCUCAGUUACCAGUACUCAAAACUACCAGCUGUUUUAGAUUUUACUACCAUAUGUACGGUAGAAAUAUAGGAGCUCUAAACAUCAAGAUCAGAAAUAAUAAUGUCCUUGGAAAUGUUAUUUGGACACAGACUGGUAACCAUGGCAACAUGUGGACGCAAGGAAAGGUUACUCUAGAUAGUAGAAAGAUUACAAAGUCAUUCCAGGUUGUAUUUGAGGGUGUUGUUGGAAAUGGUAUUCAAGGUGAUAUAGCUAUUGAUGAUGUCAGUAUCGUAGAUGGUGCUUGCACUAAUGCAGGUCAAUGUAGUUUUGAGAACGGACUUUGUUCAUGGACCAACCUUCAGACGGGAGAUGACUUUGAUUGGAUUGUUGGAAAUGGUGGGACAACUUCUAAAUAUACUGGCCCUACUACUGAUAAUACCUUUAAAACAACCAGUGGUCAUUAUAUCUUCAUCGAGGCGUCUGCUCCGAGACAAUUGGGCGACCGAGCUGUUAUAGAGAGUCCUCAAUUCCCACCAACUAAAGGCAGGUGUUUGAACUUCUAUUACCAUAUGAAUGGUAGAAACAUUGGAACUCUGACAGUCUACAUUGUGUCUAACUCUGGUCAAAAUGUGUCACUGUGGCAGCUGAAGAGUGACCAGGGCAACAAUUGGUUGAAUGGGAAAGUUCCUAUUAAAGCAUCAUCAAAUUAUAAGAUCCUGUUUCAAGGAACGAGAGGUAAUGGUAUAGCUGGUGACAUUGCUCUGGAUGAUGUUUCCUUUACUGAGUCUAUUUGUGGAGUUGUCCCCAAGAAAGCAGAUCUGGGUCAUAACGGAACAGUUGCAUUCUCAACACAAAUAACACCAACUUUAGGUCCCGGAAGUCAGAUAGACUGUGAUUUUGAUAGUAAUCUAUGUGCAUGGAAACAAGAUAAAACUGACCAGUUUGAUUGGCAACGAAACCACGGUUCGACCAAAACAAUAGGCACUGGACCUACAUCAGAUAAUUCUGGAAAGAAUGGUUACUAUAUGUAUAUUGAAACGUCCCUACCAAGAAAAUACAAUCAAAAAGCUAGGUUGAUAACUCCUAUACUACCAGCAACCUUAGUCACCAGAUGUUUCAUGUUUUAUUACUAUAUGUACGGUACUCAUGUUGCGGACCUUAAUGUGUAUGUUAAGAGUGGACCUAGUCUAGGUAAACCAACUUUCAAUAGACAUGGAACUAGAGGCCAGAAAUGGCAUCAAGCUAUGGUGGAUGUAACAGUCUCUGCAAAUUUCCAGAUGGUGAUAGAAGCAACAGUAGGAAAAGGUUACAGAGGAGAUAUUGCUAUUGAUGAUGUUACAUUGGCUGAUGGUCCCUGUACAAGCGGUAAUAAUCAAGGGGUAGCACCAGGCAUCACUUGUGAUUUUGAAGAUUCAAAAAUCUGUGGAUACACUCAAGGCAAGAAUGAUAAAUUUGAUUGGACAAGAGAUUCGGCUGGUACCACAUCCACUGGUACUGGACCACCAUCUGAUCAUACAUAUGGCACAUCUAAAGGUCACUAUAUGUAUAUAGAAUCAUCCUCACCCAGAAAACAGAAUGACAAUGCUUUACUGGUAACCUCAACACAUACAGUUGGUGCUUCUCCAGAGUGUGUGGAAUUCUGGUAUCACAUGUAUGGUAAACGAACUGGUACUCUCAACGUUUAUCUGCAACAAAACGGUGCCAAUGGAAAUGCUGUGUGGACAAAAUCUGGUGAUCAAGGCAAUCAAUGGAAUCGAGCAGAGGUACAAUUACCUGGUAGCAGUAACGCUGCCAAUAUAGUUUUUGAAGGUAUUGUUGGAGGAUCAAUAUAUAGUGAUAUAGCUAUUGAUGAUGUGUCAGUUAGAACUGGAAAAUGUGGUCAAACAGGAAGCUGUGAUUUUGAAUCUAACACCUGUUCAUGGAGUAAUUCUAAAGUUGAUGAUUUUGAUUGGGUACAAGGUAAAGGCAAGACAGGAUCUUCUGGUACUGGACCUUCCACUGAUCAUACAACAGGAAAUGCUACUGGCACGUACAUGUUUAUAGAAACCUCGAAACCAAGGACCACCGGAGAUGUUGCCAUCCUACAAAGUCCACAGUUUAAAAGCACCACUCAAAACUGUAUGCAUUUCUGGUAUCAUAUGAAUGGUAGAACAGUCGGAUCCCUAGCAGUACAAAUUCAAUUAAUUGGCCAGAACGGUACCUCAAUCUGGAGUCAAUCAAAUAAUCAGGGCAAUAAGUGGCUUCAAGGUCAAGUAUCUGUACCAUCUCAAAGUGCCGAUUAUAGGGUGCUCUUUCAAGCUAUCCGCGGAACAUCUUACACAGGAGAUAUAGCUAUUGACGAUAUAGUGUUUGAUCAGAGUACAAAUUGUCAACUGAUGCCACCAACUGCUCAAGUACAGGCACCAACCACUCAACAACCAACUACCAUAUUACCUGGUUCCGUACCAGGCGGUUUCACUUGUGAUUUUGAGAAGGAUUUCUGUCUGUGGACACAAGAUAAAACUGAUAAAUUUGAUUGGUCUAGAAAGCGAGGCAGGACAACGAGCAGUGGUACUGGACCUGUAGGUGAUCACACUUCAAAACAGGGUUACUAUAUAUACAUGGAAACAUCUGGACAUACAAAUGGCGAUUCAGUCCGGUUGAUCAGUCCUCAGAUUAACGGUGCUACUCAGUUUUGUUUGAGGUUCUUCUACCACAUGUAUGGACCAACAAUCAAUAGAUUAAAUGUUUACUUUUCUAAUGGAAAGACAUUAGGCAAAUAUGUUUGGUCUAAAUAUAGAUCACAGGGUAACGCAUGGAAAAGUGCUUCGAUUCAGAUUGCUGGAGGUUCUGUAACUCAAGGUGUUACAAAUGUUGUGUUUGAAGCUGUACGAGGUAGAAGUUAUUCAGGAGAUAUUGCUUUGGAUGAUAUUUCUCUUACUCCUGGAUCAUGCUCGGCCACCACAGGAACCACCACAAGCAGUCCAAUUGAUUGUAGCUUUGAACAGUUUACCAACUGUAAAUACAUGCAAGAUAAACAGGAUGUGUUCGAUUGGAGUGUCAGAACAUUGAGAACUUCGUCAUUUGGAACUGGACCUAAUGCUGAUCAUACAAUGGGAACUCGAGCAGGGUACUACGCUUUCAUCGAAAGCUCAAGUAGAAAACCAAAUGAUAAUGCAAGAUUCAUCACCCCAGCUUUCAAAUCAACUGACGGGAAAUGUUUGACAUUUUGGUACAAUAUGAAUGGGCGACAGAUGGGAAAAUUGAAUAUAUAUCUGCAAACUUCUUCUAAACCAGCACCUCCUAUCUGGAAUAAAUCUGGUAAUCAAGGUCCUCAAUGGAAAGUGGAAUAUGUUCCUUUGCCCGACUUUACCAAUGGAACAAUAAUAUUUGAAGGAGUUGUUGGUACAGGAUAUCUAAGUGAUGUAGCUAUUGAUGAUGUUAAAUUACAAACUUCUUGUCCUAUACCAGGGGAUUGUGAUUUUGAAUCUGAUACUUGUGGAUGGACAGAUGCUGUCGAUGAUAAUUUCAAUUGGAUGAGAAUCAACUCUGGUAUCACCAAGUUUGGUCUGAAACCCUCGGGUGAUCACACACUAGGACCAAAGAAGAAUGGAACAUACAUGUACGUUGGACAAGGGUCACCGUCCGGAAAGGGUAAUGUUGCUCGUCUUGUAUCCCCAUCAUUAUCUGCUACUGGUUCAAAAGGAAAAUGUUUCAAUUUCUGGUACAUCAAUUCUGGUUCUUCAUUUGGUAAAAUCAUAGUUUCUCUACAACAGGGGAAUAUGACAACACCAAUAUGGAUUUUGACCUCUGAUGAUAGUGCUGCUAGCAAGAACUGGCAGAAUGGACAAGUUCCUUACCAAAGUGCCGUUGAUUACUCUAUUGUGAUUGAAACCAGUAGAACAGGUGGUACUACCGGCUUUAUCACUCUGGAUGAUGUUACAAUCAGGAAUAGCAAGUGCUCCAUUACCCCUAAUUAUGCAGACACUGGAUCUACUCUUAUGCCAUUUAGAUCAACAACACCUGGACUAGCUAUUACUCCCCCUACUAGUGCACCGUCAAUCUAUGACUGUAACUUUGAGAAGGGGUUAUGCUCGUGGACACAGAAUAAAGAUGACGAUUUUGAUUGGACAAGAAAACAUGGAGCGACAACAACAAGUGGUACGGGACCCAGAACAGACCAUACUCUAGCUACUGAUCAAGGCUACUAUGUCUUCAUAGAAACAUCAAAUCCAAGAAAGUUUGGUGAUAAUGCUAAACUGGCUAGUAAAACCAUAUCCACAUUCUCUACACCCAAAUGUCUCAGCUUCUGGUAUCACAUGUAUGGACCCCACGUUAACACCUUGAACGUUUAUGUGAAAUCUGGUAAUGCAUAUGGUACUCCUGUAUGGACAAAGAAAGGAACCCAAGGCUUUAAAUGGAAACAAUCGUCUAUAGACAUUGCAGCCAAUGCUUCCUAUCAGAUAGUGUUCGAAGGCGUCCGAGGAACCAGCUUCCAAGGAGACAUUGCUUUAGAUGAUAUAUCUGUCACUGACGGUCUUUGCGGUUCAUUGAGCAGUUGUGGAUUUGAAGAUAAAACGAUCUGUGGCUAUCAACAAGAUGCUAAAGAUAAUUUUAACUGGUUUCAGAAUUUUGGUAGCACAGGUUCAUCAUUUACUGGUCCUCCUAAUGAUCAUACCUACGGCACACGAAAAGGAAAAUAUAUGUAUAUUGAGUCAUCUAGACCAAGAACGGCCGGGCAGAAAGCAAGACUUAUCAGUACCUCACAAUAUGCCACCAACGGUGCCUGUGUGACAUUCUGGUACCAUAUGUAUGGAAGAACCACUGGAAGUCUAAAUAUCUAUGUGCGAUCUGGAGAUACACUCGGUUCUGCUGUAUGGACAAUGAAGGGUCAGCAGCAGAAUAAAUGGUUACAAGCACAGAUCACUGUAAAGUCGCCUAGCAGUUGGGAGGUGGUAUUUGAAGGAGUAAUAGGUAAUGGCUAUCAAGGUGAUAUAGCAAUUGAUGAUGUUUUAAUCACUGACGGAGCAUGUCAGCUACCAGGAGACUGUAAUUUCGAGAAAGAUAUGUGUAGCUGGAAGAACACUAGGGCUGGAGACGAUUUUGAUUGGAUAAUGGGAGCCGGAAGUACACCUAGCAGAUAUACUGGUCCUACAACAGAUCAUACCACAAAAUCUACAAAUGGUAAAAUUACUUCUCUGAACACUAAACUGUCUCGUUCCAAACCUUGGGUAUUUGUUCCCUCAAAGGUGGCAGCAAACACGAUAGACGGCACCUAA